This is a messenger RNA of Medicago truncatula (barrel medic), 499 nucleotides long. RefSeq names its product 40S ribosomal protein S28-1. Gene Ontology annotation, molecular function: structural constituent of ribosome. The transcript is spliced from 2 exons. The record is from RefSeq and is a predicted model, not a curated record. Gene Ontology annotation, biological process: ribosomal small subunit assembly; translation; maturation of SSU-rRNA. Gene Ontology annotation, cellular component: ribosome; cytosolic small ribosomal subunit. Bases 104 to 298 code for a protein of 64 amino acids. Lineage: Eukaryota; Viridiplantae; Streptophyta; Magnoliopsida; Fabales; Fabaceae.
AAAUAUUAGAACACAAACCAAAUAACAAGGAAGAAAGGUUUUUGACAAUUGUAACCGCAGCUGCAAGAUAUUAGGGUUCUUCGCUCCCUUCACCAACAUCAAGAUGGAAUCACAGAUUAAGCACGCUCAAGUUGAGAAAGUUAUGGGUCGUACUGGAUCCAGAGGACAGGUCACUCAGGUUAGAGUCAAGAUUCUGCAUGAGAAUCGCUAUAUCAUGAGGAAUGUGAAGGGGCCCAUUAGAAAAGGAGAUGUCAUUGCCCUACUUGAGUCUGAGAGAGAAGCAAGAAGACUCCGAUAGAAGAGUAGCUUUUCUCAAUGGUUUGGUGCAAGAUAUAAUAAAGCAAUGCUGGUUUUGUGGUUGCUAGCUUAUGAAAAUUGUUUCUGUAUUGACUUUCAUUUUGCACCUAUGACCUAUUUAUUAUUACUAGACCUUUUAUUUGGCUGAGUUUUGAGUAAAGAUUUUGGUUUGACUUUAUAUUAUGUUUGGUGUUCUUGGUUA